Molecule: messenger RNA, 3016 nt
Organism: Arvicanthis niloticus (Nile rat)
Lineage: Eukaryota; Metazoa; Chordata; Mammalia; Rodentia; Muridae
Gene: Arfgap2
Product: ARF GTPase activating protein 2
Biological process (GO): COPI coating of Golgi vesicle
Molecular function (GO): GTPase activator activity
Source: RefSeq, a predicted model, not a curated record
AGUGGUCGAGCGGUAUGUAGGGUGCCAGCGUCCAGCAGAAACUCGCGAGGAAGUUUGGGCCAGUCCACGAGCCGUCGCCCGCUCCGGUUGCGGAUUGGCCAGGCGCAGCGCGGCGUUCACGAUCAGGCCCAUUGUGGAGCUCCCUGUUGCUGACGUCAUGCUUCAGACCCGCCCGACGUUCACUGGCCCAGAUCUGGUCGAAUCACUCCACUCGUAGGCGGGCUAACCUGUCGUGACCGGCACGGUUAGCCUGCCUUCGCCGCCGAGGAUUGGCCCGCGCCGGGACCUGUCUGUCGCGGUGGUGUCUGGGAAGGAGAGAAAAUGGCGGCGGGCCCGAGCAAGACCGAAAUCCAGACUCUUUUUAAGAGGCUUCGCGCAAUUCCCACCAACAAGGCCUGUUUCGAUUGUGGCGCCAAGAGUCCUAGUUGGGCCAGCAUCACGUAUGGUGUGUUUUUGUGUAUUGACUGCUCCGGAGUGCAUCGCUCCUUGGGUGUCCAUCUCAGCUUUAUCAGGUCCACAGAGUUGGAUUCGAACUGGAACUGGUUGCAGCUGAGGUGUAUGCAGGUCGGCGGGAAUGCCAAUGCGACUGCUUUUUUCCGCCAACACGGAUGUAUGGCCAACGAUGCUAACACCAAAUAUAACAGCCGAGCUGCCCAGAUGUACCGAGAGAAGAUCCGGCAAUUAGGGAGUGCGGCUCUGGCUAGGCAUGGCACUGAUCUUUGGAUAGACAGUAUGAACAGUGCUCCUAGUCACUCUCCAGAGAAGAAAGAUGCUGAUUUCUUCACGGAACAUACUCAGGCCCCUGCUUGGGAUACAGCAGCCACAGAUCCUCCAGGGACCCAGCAACCAGCCCUACCUUCAGAGAGCAGUAGCCUGGCACAACCUGAACAUGGCCCUAACACUGAUCUUCUUGGAACCUCACCCCAAGCCUCUCUGGAACUGAAAAGCUCCAUUAUUGGCAAGAAGAAGCCAGCAGCAACUAAGAAAGGGCUGGGUGCCAAGAAAGGCCUGGGAGCUCAGAAGGUGAGCAACCAGAGCUUUACUGAGAUUGAGCGGCAGGCCCAGGUGGCAGAGAAGCUCCGAGAGCAGCAGGCAGCUGAUGCCAAGAAGCAGGCAGAAGAGUCCAUGGUUGCCUCCAUGCGUCUGGCCUACCAGGAGCUCCAGAUUGAUCGCAAGAAGGAGGAGAAAAAGCUACAGAACCUUGAAGGAAAGAAGCGAGAGCAGGCUGAAAGGCUGGGCAUGGGCUUGGUGUCCCGGAGCUCCAUCUCCCACUCUGUGCUGUCUGAGAUGCAGAUGAUUGAACAGGAAACCCCGUUGAGCGCAAAAUCCUCCCGCUCACAGCUUGACUUGUUUGAUGAUGUUGGAACAUUUGCUUCUGGACCCCCAAAGUACAAGGAUAACCCCUUUUCCUUGGGAGAAACUUUUGGUUCCCGCUGGGAUUCAGAUGUAGCCUGGGGUAUGGACAGGGUAGAAGAGAAGGAACCUGAAGUUACCAUCUCCAGCAUCCGGCCUGUUUCAGAAAGAACCACAAGUCGGAGGGAAGUGGAGAGUCGCAGCUCAGGUCUUGAGUCCAGUGAAGCACGUCAGAAGUUUGCAGGAGCCAAAGCCAUCUCGUCUGACAUGUUCUUUGGUAGAGAGGUGGAUUCUGAGUAUGAAGCCAGGUCUCGGUUACAGCAGCUUUCAGGCAGCAGUGCCAUCAGCUCUUCAGACCUUUUUGGGGACGUGGAUGGAGGUCAUGGAGGAGGAACCGUAUCUCUGGGGAAUGUACUUCCUACAGCUGACAUUGCCCAGUUUAAGCAGGGUGUCAAGUCUGUGGCUGGCAAGAUGGCUGUGCUGGCCAAUGGUGUGAUGAAUUCUUUACAGGAUCGCUACGGUUCCUACUGAUGCAGGCUCCAUGGCUUAGGCCUGUGGUGGUGACUGCAAGAACCCUGAUUCCCAGGCCAGAGAUGCCUGUCUUGUGGAUCUGGGGAUUUGUUGACUGUGUGUGUGGUGUGUGAGUUGGAUGACUUGGGAGGAUCUUAGAGGGGAAUGGUCGGCAUCAGCCCUUGUCCUCAGCCUGUGCAUUGAGUCCUGGUCCUCACCCCUUCACACUCUCCCUCCAUGCUAGUGUCUGUCCUUCCUUCCAGUCCUGCCCCAAAGCUGCUGCUGCUUGGCCUGCUGCACUGGGAAUGAGGGGAGGAGUCCUUCCCCAAGGAGGGAAGGCAUAAGGCUUUUGCAGGCUCUAGGAUCCUUAUAAGUGGUCUGGGGGCUUGGGCCUCCAUCUUCUGGAGACAGGGGAGGCCUAGUAAGAGUUGAGCUGUAUCAGCCCUCGGGGGGAGUUCUGAACUUGCCGCUGCUGCUGCUGUCAGUGGCCUCUUGUGGGUUCCAGGGAAGGAUGGGUUAGGAGAAGGAGGACCAUGGUAGCUCACUAAGAGCUAAAACUUUUGCUUGGUACCUGAAGGUUUUAUUUGGGAUCAGCUGGAGGCCUGAGCAAUCUUCCGUUGUCACAGCUCCCCGUGGAGGCUGACUUCUGCCUAGGUGUUUGAGAGCCUUUCUUUAUCUCCCAUACUGUGGAUCGCAAAACCCUCUGUCUAUGCUUGAGACCCUCUCUCUGUGUCCUGCCUGGCCCCAUGGCAAGUCUCAUCUGUGUGUCCUGCCUGGAUGCUGGGAAUCUCUUAGCUGAGGAAGCUGAGACUCUGAGAAAGAAGCCCGCGGAGCUCAGCUUUCAUCCUCUGCAUCAUCCUGGGUUUAGGGGUCCUGGACAGCACCCCAUCAGCCAGUGAGAGCGUGAGGACCUGCAGCUGCAGGCUCCAUCCACUGGCAGCUGGGCCACGCACUGUGUCAUCCUUGGUGCCAUCUCACCCUGCCAUGCUGGCAGUCUGGGCCCAACCUCUCUACCUGUGGAUUGCAGGUUGGGCUCCCAAACAACACAGACCACUUCCCUCAUCCCUCCCCAGAGGGACAUGACUUUCUUUCAGCACUGUUUGUAUUGAAAAAGUGGUGUCAAAAUAAAGCCCCCACGGGGCCCUGUGGGUCA